Messenger RNA from Pelobates cultripes (western spadefoot toad), 27147 nucleotides. The record is from the annotation of a GenBank genome assembly. NCBI's taxonomy places the organism in Eukaryota, Metazoa, Chordata, Amphibia, Anura, Pelobatidae.
CAACGGGUGAAGGAGGAGGUGGAGAGGAGGGAGAGGUGCGGACGACGCAGGCAGGCAGACAGCUGACUGGGAGCCCUGGCCCUCCGCCUCUGACAGAAUGUGGGAGAGCAGGAAGUGAUGCGGGGGCUCCAUUCACUGCAGACAUGGUGAGCUGGGGGUUGGGGUGACCCGGUAUUGGGGGGAGGGAGCUGGGCCCCCCCUUACAGACUGUGAGGACCCCUCUGUUACAGGGUCUGGGGUAGGAGGAGGCCGGCAGGAAGAUGGAUCUGCUGUGAUCCUGUGGCUGGCAUAGAGUCCCAUUGUACUGCAAGAACUGGGUCCAGUGGCUGGAUCUAUCAUGAACCACUGGCUGGGUCCUACGUGAACCAGUGGCUAGCGCGGAGCUGGGUCCGACGUGAACGAGUGGCUGGCGCGGAGCUGGGUCCGAAGUGAACCAGUGGCUGGCGCGGGGCUGGGCCCGACGUGAACCAGUGGCUGGCGCGGAGCUGGGUCCGACGUGAACCAGUGGCUGACGCGGGGCUGGGUCCGACGUGAACCAGUGGCUAGCGCGGAGCUGGGUCCGACGUGAACCAGUGGCUGGCGCGGAGCUGGGUCCGACAGGAACCAGUGGCUGGCGCGGAGCUGGGUCCGACGUGAACCAGUGGCUGGCGCGGGGCUGGGUCCGACGUGAACCAGUGGCUGGCGCGGAGCUGGGUCCGACAGGAACCAGUGGCUGGCGCGGAGCUGGGUCCGACGUGAACCAGUGGCUGGCGCGGGGCUGGGUCCGACGUGAACCAGUGGCUGGCGCGGGGCUGGGUCCGACAGGAACCAGUGGCUGGCGCGGGGCUGGGUCCGACGUGAACCAGUGGCUGGCGCGGGGCUGGGUCCGACGUGACCCAGUGGCUGGCGCGGGGCUGGGUCCGACGUGACCCAGUGGCUGGCGCGGGGCUGGGUCCGUCGUGACCCAGUGGCUGGCGCGGGGCUGGGUCCGACGUGACCCAGUGGCUGGCGCGGGGCUGGGUCCGUCGUGACCCAGUGGCUGGCGCGGGGCUGGGUCCGUCGUGACCCAGUGGCUGGCGCCGAGCUGGGUCCGUCGUGAACCAGUGGCUGGCGCCGAGCUGGGUCCGUCGUGAACCAGUGGCUGGCGCCGAGCUGGGUCCGUCGUGAACCAGUGGCUGGCGCCGAGCUGGGUCCGACGUGAACCAGUGGCUGGCGCCGAGCUGGGUCCGACGUGAUCAGUGGCUGGCGCCGUGUGAUCCAGUAGUUGGCAAAAAAAAGCCUUAUCUGUAGUUAUCCAUUGAUCGACAAAGAGCCUUAUCUGGCUUGAUCCAGUGGCCAACACUGAGUGGUGUCUGGCUUUAUCCUGUCGCUGACACAGAGCUAUAGCUGGAGGAAUCCAGUGGCUGGUAUUUCUUUGCAUCCUCCAUUGCAUUGCAGAGAGCUGCAUCUAGCAAUCUACAGUGGCUGCAGAGAAUUGGAUCUGAUGUGAUCUGGUAGCUGGGAGAUAUCUGGAAUGGCAGUUUUUUACUUAAUCCAACCUUUUUUGAUAAAAUAUGCGCACACAUCAAGCCCUGGGGACAUUAUCAUGAUCUUGAGAUAAUUCCCCACAAAGGACCCAAAAAACCUGAUCUUUUUUAAAAUCAGUAGUUGCUUAAAUAAGAUUCCAAACCUCCAUGUUUUUACAAUAUUGAUGCACCCCAUAUGUUCCUGCAAAGCUGGAGUGACAUGUCAUGACAUGUUUCCAGCAUGGUAUAUAAUAUGCAGUUUGACUAAAAAGUGGGUUUCAGUGUUUUGAAAUGUUGGCAUACAAAGUUUAGUUGGCCCAUUUGUUGUCACAUUACUUCUAGUUAUUGCUAUUGAUUCACAAGCAAUUUAAUUUCUGUGUUUGUAAUCAUUCUAACUCUAUAUUAAGUAUAAAACACACUGGUCAUGAUUACAGAGUUUAUUCAAUUUUCAGGUUAGAGCAACUCAUUGAUUUCGGUGUUUAUAUAGGUGUAUGCAGUUGUAAGCACAUAGGACUAGAUUCAUUCUAGGAUCCAGAUAGCCCUGUUUGCCCAUAUUUUCUAAUUUAUUGGCUCCCAAAAUAAAAAUUUUCCUAAAAAUUUUUGUAUCUUUUCCCAAGCUCAUAAAUAAUGUUAUUUAUAUAGCAAAAUUACUGUGUGCGAUGAACAAAACAGUUUCGAGUAUAACAGGGGUUUGCAGGCAGGCUUAAAUAAAUUGAGUGUCCAGUACCAAAAGUUGCACUUAAUGGUUAAAUUUGAACAUUAUAGGAAUAUCCCAUAUAUUCUAGGGAUUUAUUAAAUUGCAUGAAAAAACGAAGUGCACAUGGCUUAGUCUAAAGACUUAUUACCUGCAGUAUUUCUUUUUGGGAAGUUAAUCGGUUUCUGUUUUUAUUUCUCUGUAUACAUAUUCAUAUGUAUAAGUACUUGCUCCCUAAGAUGUGAGCUAUUUAUUAUUUUUGGUAUUUUAUAUAGCGCCAAUUUAUUCCACAUCGUUUUACAAAAUUAUAAAAGGGGGAAAUUUAACAAUGAGACAAUUACAAAAUGUUACGGGAACAAUAAGUUGAGGAGGACCCUGCUCAACAAGCUUACAGUCUAGAGGAGUUGGGGGAUAGCAACCAAACAACAAGUUGGGAAAGUAGCAGAACUUGAGGUGAGAGUGGCCCAUUAAGAGGGAGCAAGAGAUAUGCUUGUAAAACAGAAGUUACUCUGGGGGGCCGAAAGCUUUUCUGAAGCGAUGGGUUUUGAGGGGCUUCUUAAAUGAUUGAAUACUAGGGGAGAGUUUAUAGGGGUAGGCUGGCUGUUCUAAAGGAAAGGAGCCAUCCGUGAAAAGCGCGAGUUAGCAGUAAGGGUCCGAGCAGUGGACAGGAGAAGGUCUCCGGCAGAGCGGAGAGACUGAGAAGGGGCGUACCUACGAAUUGGUGAAGAUACUUUAAAAACUUAUUGAAAACCCUAACUUAAAUUUUGAAAAUUCAUACACUUUCAGCCUGAUUGUGCUUUUAUCAGUACACAUGAAACAGGCUGAAGGUGUUUUGUUUUUUCUUCAGUCAGAAUUUUAGAUUUGUUGAUUUGUAUUUCAAAAUGAAAUAUUGACAACUAAAAUUGGGUUUGGUUGAUAUAUUGCAAAUGAAAAUUAUGCAUUUCUUUCAUUGAGCUUGUAUCCAAAAAACACUUCCAAAAAUUGCAUAUCUCUUGUUUAAACCCUUUGCAAGGCAUUCCCCUCUAACCCUGCUCAGACUUUCUGUGGCUGUCCACUUUUUUUUUUUCACACUUUUUCCAAUGCAGCUCAAUGAGAAGUAUUUGCAAGGCAGGUGUUCUGGGCAAUUGCUGCCUCUUGAGUUUAGCUCAACUUACCUAAAAUAACAGGACAUGUUGUCGUAUUGACAGCUUGGGGGUUGUAACAAUGAUUUUUUUUUAAUAAAAGUAAUAAUUUUUAUUGGAAUCUCUAUGAGUAAAAUUCUGCAUCUCCAUGCAGUGCGUGGGGACGUUGAACGUCAGGGCUGCUUUUUUUGGCAGCGCUGACCCAGGAAGCACCUCCAGUGGCCAUCUGAGGAGUGGCAACUUGUCCCUAGAGGCAAUGUAAACACUGCCUUUUUCUGAAAAGGCAGAGUUUGCAUGAAAAAAGCCUAAAGGGAACUAUUAUACUCACCAGAACGACUACAUUAAAGGGACACUAUAGUCACCAGAACAACUACAGCUUAUUGAAUUUGUUCUGGUGAGUAAAAUCAUUACCUUCAGGCUUUUUGCUGUAAACACUGUCUUUUCAGAGAAAAUGCAAUGUUUACAUUAUAUCCUAGUGAUAAAAUCACUGGCCACACCUCAGCUGGCUGUUAGAGAUCCUUCCUAGGUCAUGGCUGCCUAAAAUGCAUCCAAACAUUCAGUGUCUCCUCCAUCUGCAUGCAGACACUGAACUUUCCUCAUAGAGAUGAAUUGACUCAAUUAAUCUCUAUGAGGAAAGUGCUGAUGCUGAUUGGCCAGGGCCGUGUUUGAAUCAUGCUGGCUCUGCCCUUGAUCUGCCUCCUUGUCAGUCUCAGCCAAUCCUAUGGGGAAGCAUUGUGAUUGGAUUAGGCUACCACUUCUGAUUAUGUUAGCAGACUGCUUCUUUAUUUGAGGCAAACAGCAUGCAAAGCUACAGCUUCAGGCUUUAAAUACAGUAUGUUUUUACUAUAUUUAUGGAGGCAUGAGGGGCCCAGGGGGGCUAGAUGGUGGUUUUCAUACUAUAGAGUCAGGAAUACAUGUUUGUGUUCCUGACCCUAUAGUGAUCCUUUAAGCUGUAGUUGUUCUGGUGACUAUAGCAGGGCUUGACAAAUUUGUUUGGAAUAUAGGAGCCAGGUAAAAACGUUAGGAGCCAGUAAUUUUCAACGAGAAAGUGCAAUUCUUAAAGGGACACUAUAGUCACCAGAACCACUACAGCUUGAUGUAGUUGUUCUAGUGUCUAUAGCCUGUGCCUGCAGGCAUUUCAGUGUAAACGCUGCCUUUUCCGCAAAAAGGCAGAGUUUACAUUGCUGUUUAGUAACACCCCUAGUGACAGUCACUCAGCCACUAGAGAGUCCUGGGUCACUGCUGCACCACGUGCAGCACCCUGGUUCAGUGUCUCCAAGCAUUGCCUUAGCUGAGAUCAUAAAGAUUGAUCAUCUCAGCCAUGGCGAAGCUGGCACGGCGUGGGAAAUGGGAAGAAAGGUGAGUAAAAACAUGUGCGAUCGGAGGGGGCAGGUACCUAAACGCACACACGCUGACAACAGGCGCUCACAAACAAACUCUUGACAGGCUCACACACACACGCAUUGACAGGCUCACACACACACGCAUUGACAGACUCAUACACACACACACACACACACACACACACACAUUGACAGGCUCACUCAUAUACACACACACACGCAUUGACAAGCUCACUCAUACACACACACACAUUAACAGGCUCACUCAUACACACACACACACACAUUAACAGGCUCACUCAUACACACACACACAUUGACAGGCUCACUCAUACACACACACACAUUGACAGGCUCACUCAUACACACACACACAUUGACAGGCUCACUCAUACACACACACACACUGACAGGCUCACACACACACUCACACACACUCUGAUGGGCUUACACGCACACACAUUUUUGUUUGAAUUGAAACCCACUCAACCUCCCUACCUUUGGGAGAGCCGAGUGAGUCUUUCCUGAGGUCCAGUGGGGUUGCACUCUUCCUGUGUGCGAGGGAGCAGUACUAAGCCUGUAGCUCCUCUCUGCUCCCUCGCGCUCUGUAAUGAUGCUGGGGCCGGAAUGACGUAAUAUUCUGGCUCCCGACAUCAUUACAGAGCGAGGGAGCAGAGAGCAGCUGCAAACAGAGUACUGCUCCCGCAGACGGCCGCCUCCUCCAUGCUCUUCAGGGCGGCCACCCACCUCCAUGCUCCUGCGGGCGGCCUCCUGCAAUAUUCCCCAUGGCGGCCGCCGUCGUCAAAACUAGAGAGUUGGCAAAUCCCAGACGCCAGGGUGAAAUUUCUAGUUGCCAUGGCAAUCUGGUGCCUGGAAUUUGUCGAGCCCUGGACUAUAUUGUCCCUUUAAGGCUAGUUUUACAUAUCUAGCAUGUAGAUAUCUAACUUUUGGCCACCUCUUGUUAUUAUAGAUGGACUGAUUCAGGUAUUGGACACUUUUGUUUACAGUUACUGACUUUAUCUCUUUAUGUGAAAAGUCAUUCUUACAUUAUGUAAGAUAUGGAAGGUUCAUUGUUAAGUUUUUGGGGAAUGUUUUUCCUCCAAACACUGUAGUGCUAAGAAAUGUGCUUGAUUAGUGUGCUCUACAUUAAGAUCGGCUCAUUCUAAACACUUUAAUCAAUGACAUGAUUUGAAUAUAUACCUGAAAAACCGAAGUCUGCAUUUGAAAAGGGUUUCGUUACUUUGUUUGGUUUAAUGUGGUGAUGCAGACAUGCUGACAAGCUCACUGUGCAUUUCAGAUAUCUCAAUAAAGAUGAUUAAAUGAUUACCUCUUUUGUCCAGAAAGCAUUCACGACUGCAGUCUGCCAGAUAGCAUUGUGUUCCUUUGUCAGUCCUACUGUGUGAAUUGUCAUACCCUAUAAUCAGGUGACCUGCUCUCUGUGCUGUUUUAUGAUCACAGCUUGCUGUCAUUUGGGCAAAGUUGUCGCAUAUUGUUAGACUCAUUUUCUUAAUUGCAGCUCUCCUCAGGCCGGUUGCUAAGGAAGGCAGGGUUACAAUGUGAUGCCUUUGCUGGUACAUGUGACAGUGCAACUCUUUUAGCAUACUGUUUCACUUAGUCAACCUCACCACAUAUUCUACUUGCAGAAAUGACACAUAGUCUGCUUUUUCAAUGAAAACAAUCCAUACUAUCUUUGUCAGAAUGUUAUGGAAGGGUGUAUUUGAUAAGUGACCUGCUUAAUAUGUUCUUUUGGUUUCAUGGAUGUAAAUUAUGUUUUUAGACUGAUACAGCAUAAUUAAUAAUGGUCUAUAUUUAUUUGUGUUUAGCGUUGAUUGACAAGAUACCCAUGUUAACAGGGGUGAAAGCGAUGCACACACAGAAAUUACGGGCUGCAUUCAAAUAUACAUUAUCCUUGUUCUAGGUGCUGGGCUCCAGAUUAAUCUGCCCCUUCCAAAGGGAAAACGAAAUGUAGGUCAUUCCUGAGUUGGCAGAAUGUAUUGGAUCAAUGGCAGCCAACCUCUAGCACUCCAGAUGUUGUUUAUAGCUGUUUGGGCAUUACGUCUGCAGCAUCGAAAGGUUCUCUAUCAGUGAUCUGAAUAUUUAUAGAACGAUGAGGGAAUGUAUAAAUAGCUAACCAAAUAGAAUGCUUUUCUCAGAAUUCUUCCACAUCUAUUUCAAGCAGGAUAUGAUGGCUUGUCUCAUAGUUUUAUUCUGCACAUAAACCAUAUUGCUUGCUCAGUCUAGCCAUUUAGUAUUCAGUUUUAUAUAUUUGGACCAGGAUUCUGAUAGCUUGAGAAAGACCUUAUAGAUCGAAACGUUGCUGCUUGUCAUUUAGUUAGAAUAAAAUUGCCUUCUUGGACUUUGGAGUGCCUAAACCUCUCUUUAUUAACUGCAUAUUGUACCUGGUGCUGGGUCCAGGUUUAGCUGCACCCUGGUUCAUAGUAAUGGGAUUGAGUGGUAGUUCCUAAUUUAUUUCAGAUUAAGAUUCUGGUAGUGACCCCUGGAAACCAAACACCACUUUUGUUUACUCAACAUCAUCGUUCUAAAAUGGAGGAAUACAUGUCGACUAGUCUAUAGGGAAUUUCUCCCCAGAUAUAUAAAAAAAAAAAAAAAAAUGCUCCCUUAAGGGAUAUUGGCUAGCUUUACAUUUAAAUAUCACCUGUUGAUUUUAUAUACACACACACAAACACAAACGCGCAGUUCUGCUCUGUGCGUGUGCAUAUGUUUUAACGUGAGUAGAGAAAAAACAGUUUUAUCGCUUUGUUUUCAGUUUUAUAACCAUUGCAAGAAUUGAGGGGAAAGGAACUAUUUUUACAGACAGUAGCAAGCGGCUUUUGUGACAUUAUGAUUGGUGCAGUAUAGAGGAAAGUUACAGUAGACUGCUCAAAUCCAUGUCUAUUUUUUAUUUUAUUUUUUUUAUAUAUCUUUAAAGGACCACUAUAGUGCCAGGAAAACAAACUCGUUUUCCUGGCACUAUAGGGUCUUUAGGUCCCCCCCACCCUCAGGGUCCCACUGGGCUGAAGGGGUUAAAACACUUACCUUUCUCCAGCGCCGGGCUCCCUCUGUGCUGGGUAACUGCCGAUGUCAGCACCGAAUGCACGUGCGCGGCAAGAGCCGCGCGCACAUUCAAACCGCCCAUAGGAAAGCAUUUCUCAAUGCUUUCCUAUGGACAUCCAGCGUCUUCUCACUGUGAUUUUCACAGUGAGAAGCGCGGAAGCGGCCUCUAGCGGCUGGCAGUGAGCCACUAGAGGCUGGAUUAACCCUAGGGUAAACAUAGCAGUUUCUCUGAAACUGCUAUGUUUACAGCUGCAGGGUUAACACUAGAGGGACCUGGCACCCAGACCACUUCAUUGAGCUGAAGUGGUCUGGGUGCCUAUAGUGGUCCUUUAAUAGAAGUGGCACAGAAAGCAGUAAACCUAUCAGUCCCUUAUCUGUGAAAAUGUUUUAAACGUUUUAUUUAAUUGAUUUCAAAUGAUUUUUAUUUUUGUUUACAGUGUUUUGUUACAAUUUUGCGAUGUGUUGGCAGGGUUGAAUAAAUAGACCUUCCAGAUUAUGAUGGGAUGGAAUCUCUCAAGGACAUGAAGGUGCACAUAUUUCAAUCCCCAUGUUUAGGAUUAGUUCUGAGAUAUUUUCCCCCCAGCUUGUAAUUGCUAGUUAGGUGGCUUUUGUGAUAUCCUUGUUUACAAUGAUCAGUUUGUCGAAUAUCAAAAUGACAGUCUUUUUUUAUAUGAAUCUUUUCACCCUGCAGUUCAUUGUUGACUUUUAAUGUAAUGUAAUGUUUGAGGUGCUCUGAAUAUGAUAGCAAUCAAUGAUCAACAAUUAAAUAUUUUUGGAUCUCUGGCACUUGAUUUUUGAACUCUUGGCCAUAGAGACUAUCAUUGCAAGAGGAUAAUGCUAUUGUAGAGCUGUCUACUACAUUUUGCUUCUUACAUCUUUCAGAACCAGAGAUCUGAUGCUGUAAGGAUUUAUACUAACUAGCCUGAUUUACAGAGCUUAGUUCAGAAGCUACUGGAAACCUUAAAAGAUGGAGUCAGAAAUAGCAAAUUGUAUAACAUGCUAUCCUAUCCUAUUGUGUUUUACACCCCACCUCCUAUAGACUGUAAGCUCGUUUGAGCAGGAUCCUCUUCAACCUAUCAUUCCUGUAAGUUUUCUUGUAAUUGUCCUAUUUAUUGUUAAAUUCCCCCUCUUAUAAUAUUGUAAAGCGCUAUGGAAUCUUAUGGCGAUGAUAAUAAUAUAACACUGGUCAUUACAUGAUCAGGUUUAUUGAAACCUCAAUGGAAGUAAUAGUGUCUGCAAGCAAACCAAUGUAAUUGAUAAAAAGAACGAGGUAGCAAAAAAAUAUGGCAGGAGGUGACCAGGAACUCUCCAUCUAUUGGAGGAUGGAACCCAGGAUCAGAGCAAUACUGGAGAUACAAAGGAGGAUGAGACACUUAAGGACACAACUUCUGGAAUAAAAGGGAAUCAUGACGGAAUAUUUCCGUCAUGUGUCCUUAAGGGGAUAAAUGAUGCCUAUGACUGGAACAAAAACCUAUUGUAAAUGCUUCUUGCCUUACUAUUACUAGAAGAAUUGGGACCAAAAGGUAGCUGUAUGGUUGAGCACAAGACGUUAAAGGGACACUAUAGUCACCAAAAUAAGUUUAGCUUAAAGGAGCACUGUAGUGCCAGGAAAAUAAACUAAUUUUCCUGGCACUAUAGGUUUAUUAGGUACCCCCCCUCUUUUAGUGCCCCCCUCCCGCUGGGCUGAAGAGGUUAAAACCUCAAUGCUUUCCUAUGGACGUCCAGCGUGCCCUCAAUGCGAUUUUCGUGAUACAGUCACUAGUGGCUGGAUUAACCCUCUAGGCAAAAAAUAAUGGGGGUUUGGUUACAUUAUAUGAUCAUACAUUGCAUACGCCUGCCACAAUGUCAAUGUACCCCAUCUUUGGCAGGUCCUACUCUAACUGCUAAAUGAGCUACUCACUUGGGGAAAUCCUUCCAUCUUGAGUUCUCUGCAGUACAAGGCUAAAAAGGAUCCUGGGAUGAGGCACCUGUGACCCGUUUUUUCUCUCCAAUUUUUUACUCUGUGUGUGUGUGUAUAUAUAUGUUGAUGGCUUGGCACUCUCCUUAACAGGAUUUAAAAUAUACCUGCCUGGGUGCAAUCCACAGUGCGUCCAAUAUGUACACGAAGAAAGAUCCAGGAUGCACUGCCAGGUCUUUUACCAAAGUAUAGUGAGAUUUAUUUAAAGGAUGUGCAUACAGCAAACAAAAACAACGUUUUGUUUCUUGAAAAAGACCCUCAGGGGUCGAUGUUUCGACCCCUGAGGGUCUUUUUCAAGAAACAAAACGUUGUUUUUGUUUGCUGUAUGCACAUCAUUUAAAUAAAUCUCACUAUACUUUGGUAAAAGACCUGGCAGUGCAUCCUGGAUCUUUCUUCGUGUGUGUAUAUAUAAUAAAUAUAUAUAUUUCGUAACUGAAGCUGACACACAUUUUGGAGUAUGACAAGUCCACUCUAAUGCAAAACCAAAUCGUGCAGAGGGAACUUGCUGGCAUUUCGGAUCUGGACUGCCCGUACGGGUGGGACCAGUCUGAUAUGCUUCAGAUAUGUUCUCUCUGUAAUGGCACGAGUUGAGCUCAAACCAGCUUGAGAUCUGAGCAGGGACCCACCGAAGGGCAGGCUAUUUCAGCUGCUGUCCAUUCUCUGUAUACUCUAGCGCCCUGUUUUUUUGCUUUCCAAAACCAAAUUACAAUUUAUUUUAAAAAAAUCUGUUCAAAAGUGGUCCUGUCGCAUUUGAAAAAGUCCAUAAUGUGAAAUUGCAUUCCUUGCAUACUGCUACAUGCGGUGGCAUUUUCAGUGCCUAUUUAACAAGCAAUGACUGUUCAGUUCGAUCAGAAACAUAAAUACUGCUUAGAAUCCUACUCCUCGUGACUUGGGAUGACAGAUUUUAAAUAUAAAUGCUACUUUCACUAAAACACCUUGUAGGUUUAAUCAGUCCCACAGGAGUAAUAGUGAGUUAGAAAACAGGAAAGUUAAAAACACACAGUUAAUGUGUGGCAUACAUUAUACUAGGUAAGGUUUCCCUCUUUCUAAACCUCUACAUUUCAUGAAACUAUUCCUAGAGAAACCACAGACGAUCAUCUAUCAGUGGAUUAAUAAAUGUAUUCUGUGUUCAAUUGAUAGAACUGUAGUGUUUCCUCUCUGUAAGAGUUCCGUUUGCUGAGUUUUUCUGUUUAUAACAACUUACCAUGCGCUCUUAAAGAGUGAAAAGUGGUGGAAUUAAUCACUUGACUAUAUUGUGAAUUUAAAUUGUAUUACAAAAUGCUUAAACUGAAAUUCUAGCUGACUUGCAGAUUUAUUUCCAGUUUGGAUAUUUGGGUGUCAAAUGUGGAAUUACUUGCAAUUCACAUUUUACUAAAUAGCCCUGAAUAUGUAUUUGGGCGUUGGCUUAUCCACAAGGGCAGAUAUUUAUUUAAGGUUAGGUCCUUAUUUUCAUCUAUUAAGGUAGCACCAUAGCCACUACAGUGCACUGCAGUGGUUAUGGUGCCAGGAGUGUAAUGUAAGUAUUCAAACCGUUUUCGAACAGUUUGACUUCAUAACUGGGUGCCAAUCCCUGCCUCCAUUACAGCCAUCUCUCUAGCCGGUAACUAUAUGUCUGAGCUAAGCCCAGUGUUGCAGAGCUUAGCUCAUUGGCUGAGAGCAAUCAGCUGUCACUCUCAGCCAAAGAACUAGCAUUGCACUACAAGACUUAGCCUGAAGCUGAGAGGAGACAGGUCCCCAGGUAACAUGUCAAAUGGAUUAAAAGCAUUAAAGGUUUACUAUAGUCACCAGAAUCACUGCAGUUUAAUGUAGUGGGUCUAAUAUCUAUAUGCUGUCCCUGCAGGCUUUUCAUACAACCACUAGAGGUGCUUCCUAGUGCAGUGAUGCACAGUGUGCAGCACCUACGUUCAACGUCUCCACAUGGAGGCUCUGAACGUUCCCUAUAGAGGUGCUUUGAUUCAUUGCAUCUCUCUAUGAGGAGAUGCUGAUUAGCUCAGCAUUUUACUGUGCAUGUGCAAUAGGGUCCCAAUGCUUUCCUGUGGGAAAGCAUUGGAUUUGCUCAGAUCAAGAUUGAUUCUAAACCAGGAAGGCUGGGCCAGCCAUGGCAUAGCAAAACACCUUUACCAUGCGAUUGGAUGGGGACCGGUUACCUGAAUAGUAUAACAUUAUAGUGUGAGGGAUAUAAGUUUUAUUCCUGACACUAAAGUGUUCCUUUAAAUUUACACACAAAGAAGAUUAUAACCAAACGUUAACUUGCAGAUAAUAAAUAUAUUCUGAUGUGACACACCAGAUGUUUUAUGCAAAGUAUAAGUGUUUUUUGUUGUUGUUUUUUGUAAUGUGGCUUUUUGUGGCCAUGAACAUGUCUUGUAUUUUUAGAAUUUAAGUAUCAAUACUUACACACACAAACUGAUUUGACACACACAUUUUAUGACGCAUUAACAAAUUAUUGUGUGGUUUAUUUUAGCUAUCACUGGGAGAGCUGGAGUGAAUGAAUCCUUUCCCUGGUGUCCAGUGUGGCUGCUAUGAUCCUGUAAUCUUCAAGCUCUUCUUGCUGUACUCACUAACUUGCUGUUUAGCGAUGCCGUGGCCGGAGUGAUGUCACAUCCUGGUUCCCUGCAUCACAGCAAGGCGCGCAAAUAGUAGAAUAGUAAGAUUACUGCUCCCUCGCCACUGCCUCCAUUCUGCACAGCCACACUCCUCGGGGGCCCUAAUGUGGCAGGUGCUGAACGGACUGACAAACACCCAGGACAAAAUUCCUAAUCGCCAUGGUGACAUUGUGCCGGGGAUUUGCCAAGCCCUGCUUUAAUAUUAGAUAUAACUAGAUCAUGUCUUCACUAAUAUCACUUAUUACUUGGGUGAUGUCAUGGGAAGGGAUGCACAGCAAGCGGUGUGUAACAACCCAACAGCAUCAAGACAAACAAUGCUGAUCUGCUAACCUUUGAGAAAACAUUUCAGUACAAUUUUCUCUUUGCGUCAAACUAAUGGACCUGCCACCUUGAAAAUAAAAUUCCACUAUUUUUACACUUUGUUCCUUUGUGAAAUUACCCAUGAUGAAUCUCCCAACACUCCUUUAUAAUAUGUACGUGCAACAACAAAAAAUGUAACUAUUAACAAAUUAUUUACCUGCCAAAUCCUACUCGGAAUUUUAUUGUAUUUUUUUUUUUUUUUUUUUAAUUGGGAAUUUCAUUUUAUUAAAGGACAUUUUUUUUUUUUUCCAAACAAAUUUCAAAAAAAUGCAGGUGAUAUAUUAACAUGGCAAGGCUCACAAGUCUCAUAUAUAAUAAACAUGUUUAAUAACAAAAUGAGAUAUAUGGAAAUCUCCAGAUAUAUAAGAUUAGAAAAGACACGUAGGUCUCGAAUCAAGCAUAAUCAGGCUGUCCAAUCUACAAUAUGUGGUAUUGUUAUAUGAUUCAUGCAACUCUCUCCUCAACAACCUACUCUCUUUUUUUGGCCCAGCCUGUACAAAGAAUACUAUCUAUUUAGACUCUGGCACCAAAAAAAAAAAAAAUACUUUAUAUAUUCACUGACACUGAUCUCACCAUGGCCAUCACAUCUUCCCUGGCUGAUAUCAUUAUAGCCCUUAUGAUUCUUAUCCAAUCCAAGGAAGGAUUGGGAGCUAGGGUGCAUGCACAGCAAUCACCCCACUACGCCAGUCAGCAUCUUCUCAUAGAGAUGCAUUGACUCUGUUCACUGCAGUCUUUGCAGGACCUCAUCCAGGAAGUCCUUCUAGUGGCUGCCACUCAUGCAGCCAGUAGAGGUGUUGUUUAAGCUGCAAUCUAAACACUACUUUUUUUUUUCCGAUUCCCUAAUGCUGAUUGAAAACAGCUGUUUUAUUAUUUAUAAAGCACCAGCAAAUUCCAUGGAGCUGUACCAUUGACUCUUUGCCGAAUGCAUACAGAAACCCAACUUCUCAUUUUCAACAUGCACAUUAAACUUCUGGAAAGCAGAAAGGCCAUUCUUGUGUAAUAUCCAUGCACAACUACAAGAUUUAUUGAUAGAUUAUUAUUAUUUUUUGUUUUCUUGGAAUAUCUCCAUAAAAUGCAGAACUUAGGAAAGAUGACAGCUAUACCAUUGAAACAUUCCCCCAAACCUUCGUGUUAUGCUUCAGCCUUUAUACUUGAGUUUUUAUUUUAUUUUUCAUGGCAGGCUUUUGUAGCUCACUAGGUUUCCCUAGGGAAUGAUUAAAGCCUCAAGGAGUUUUAGUGGAAGCAGCAUUUAUAUUUGUAUCUGUGUCUCUCUGUCAUGCUAAGUCAUGAGAAGUUGGUUUCUAAGCUGUAUUUAGUCUUGUUGCUGACUUGAACAAUCAUUACUAAUUCUGCCAUUACAUCCAUCACUGACAAGAGCCUCUCCAUUGGGGAUUGAUGUGAACUAUCUAGAUCUCUGUGUGUAGUUAUUAUGAGGGGAGAUUUAGCAACGGUGCUGCUGACAAUUAUCCAUCUAAUUUCUGGCUCAAAUUAUAAAACUUGUCAUAUAUUUUUUUUUUUUUAUUUUUUUUUUAUUUAUUUUUUUAUAUUGGUUUCUUUUUUUUGCCACCUAACAGUUGUAAUUUUUUUCCUGUCGAAAAUGCUUUAUGAAUAUUUCCGCCAUUUUUUAGAGGCCAGGAAGUGGCAUAAUUUUUUUACCACUAUAAAUUUGGCAAUCUUCUGAGAUGGAAGAUUCAGUGAAAACUGGUGGAGUUUGCUAUGAAGAAAGCCAUCGCUUUUUAGAUAAAAAUAAAUAAAUAUGAUUUUUUAAAAUUUUAUUAUGAUGUAUUUAUCUAUUUGUGGUCAGAAAUAUAAAAGCUGUAUGUAAAUUGAGGGUGGUGCCGAAACCAAUGUAAAGGUAGGCCUGUAAAUAAGAAGCCCCACUAAGGUAAAAAGAAGAGAGAAAACAAAAUUAGGUACAAUAAUUUAAAUAAGGAGAAAUGGGUGGGAUGACCUGAGACAUUCCGCCCAGGUAGGCAAUUACAGGCCUGCAUCCUUAACACUUGUGUUCAGAACCAUAAAAGCUGUAUGUACAUUGAUUUUGGUGCAAACCAGUUGUGGUAGACUUGUAAAUAAGAGGGCAAAAAAGGUUGCAAAGAAAAUUACACUUUAUUACAUAAGAAUUAUAAAUCUAAACUUUUGAAUGCUUUUCUCAAUUCGUUCUCUGGAACGGUUAUAAACGGAGCCUUUUGAUUAUGUGAACUAGGGAAUUAACAGUGGCGGCUGCUAAUGCUGCCCCGAUUCUACAGGAAUGCCAAGAAAAAGAUGCAGGGUUGAAACAGUCUUAGGAACAGGGUCCUAACAUACAAAAUUCUCACUCAACACUAGCCAUUAGCGAAUAAAAAUAUAGACCCCCUGGGAGUAGACAUGCCCCUCUACUAAGUAUGCUAUGGCAUUUGUGGGCUUGUAGUGUCAAGUAACUAUUAUGGCCUGGCUUGCGUUUGGACUUAAAGGACCACUAUAGUGCCAAGAAAACAUACUUGUUUUCCUGGCACUAUAGUGCCCUGAAGGUGCCCCCAUAGGCGUGCGCAGCCUAUUGCAUUAGGGUGUGCACCCUAAAGCACAAGCACACGCCGCAUAUAUAUAUGUAUUUAUGUAUUUAUAUAUAUAUAUGUGUGUGUGUGUGUGUAUGUAUAUAUAUAUAUAUAUAUAUAUAUAUAUACACAUACACACACAUACACACACUGCUGUGUGUGUGCUGUGUGUGUGCUGUGUGAGGGUGCUGUUAGUGUGAUGUGUGUGUGACGGUGCUGGUAGUGUGCUAUGUGGGUGAGGGUGUUUGUGUGUGUGUGUGUGUGUGCUUGUGAGGAUGCUGUUUGUGUGUGUGUGUGCGCUUGUGAGGGUGCUGUUUGUGUGUGAGGGUACUGGCAGUGUGCUGUGUGUGUGUUUGUUAGGGUCGUGUUUGUGUUUGUGAGGGUACUGUUAGUGUGCUGUGUGUGUGUGAGGGCGCUGUGUAUGUCUGUGGGUGCUGUGUAUGUCUGUGGGUGCUGUGUAUGUGUGUGGGUGCUGUGUAUGUGUGUGUGCUGUAUGUGGGUGAUUGUGGAGGUGGGGGUACAUUAAUUGCUAUCCCCCCUCCCUUCUUACCUUUUGUAGGGAGGGGGGAUCGUGCUGCUGAUUCCAUCCCUGGUGGUCCAGUGGAGAGGGAACUCUAGCCCCUGUGGGGCUAGAGUUCACUCUCGCGAGAUUUGAACGUUGCCGAGGCAACGCUCAUAUCUCGCGAGAGGAACCUGGCGGAGCUGCCGGCAUUAGCUCCGCCGGGUCCUCUCCUGCCUCCCUCCCUGCAUGUGGGUCAGUGGGGAGGGAGGCUGAGAGCAGAGCCGGCGCUCAGAUAGCGCCGGCUCUGCAUGAGCCGACAGGGGAGAUCCUGAGAUCUCCCCUGCUGGUCUCAAUAUACAUAGGCGUGCGCGGGGAUUAGGGUGUGCCCAGGCACACCCUGUAGGCACACCCCGUGCGCACGCCUAUGGGUGCCCCCACCCUCAGUCCCCCUCCUGCCGGGCUCUGGAGAGAGGAAGGGGUUAAAAUCUUACCUUUCUCCAGCGCCGGGCGGGGAGCUUUCCUCCUCCUUUACUUCCUAGCGACAUCAACGGCUGAAUGCGCAUGCGCAGUAGGAGCCGCGCACGCAUUCAGCCAGUUCAUAGGAAAGCAUUUACAAUGCUUUCCUAUGGAUGCUGGCAUCUUCUCACUGUGAUUUUCACAGUGAGAUGCAAGCAAGCGCCUCUAGCGGCUGUCAAUGAGACAGCCUCUAGAGGCUGAAUUAACCCUCAGUGUAAACAUAGCAGUUUCUCUCCUUUGUUUGCAAUAAAAGCUGUUAGAAAAAAAAUAAGGGGUUUUUACUUACGUUCAAUCCAGUGCCAGGCAAAUCUCCAGGCACUGAUUUCCACACCCUGUCCUCAAAUCACAGGGACGUCGUGCAGUCCAAACACAGACCAAUUGCCAGCUCAGAGCACAUACACUAGGGAAGGGUAAGAGGAAGGAUUAUUUUUUUUUUCUUUAAACUGCCUGCAACAGAGGGAGGCAGGAGGGAGCACACACUGUGAGGUAGGGGACGGCUUUAUUCCCAUUGAAGGCGCUCCACCUGCCAAGGGAAGAUUUUUACAUCUAUUGUCACCAUGCAGUACGCCGUGGUGACAGAUUUAAAAUAUGCACAGAAUUGACAUUGUGUAACCUGGAACAGAAUUCUGGGAUGCCAGUGUCAUGUGUGCUGGGGGUGCAACUAGCUCCCAGCACACAGUUGCCAAUAACUCAGUUUGUUCAGUGUUUCAAGCUAAAGCACUGCAGAUACAUCCUUUACCAUCAUGGCCAUUUCAAAUCACUGAAGUGGUCAUGGUGGUUGGCAUUACCCUUUAAAUAAAACCGCUGUCGCCAUUCACCUACACAUUUUCUUUAUUGCAUCCAAUAUGGACUUUAUAUCUCCUUUCCAUCCAAUCUAUGCAGGGUGGGCAUAUACCAAAUACUUGCUUUCCUUCCCAGCUCUUGAAGAGAGACGGUGCCAUUACUACGUAAAUGUGCAGUCCACAGCUCCCGCAGUGUUUGUGUAUUGCUCCACUUACAAAACUGUAAGUGGGGCUGUUGCCAUACAGCUGCUGCAAUGAGCCUAUUAACUUAUUCAGCAGUUCCACUAAUAUUUUGUAAUGAAUGGAACUGCUGCCAGUAACUGCUCUACAUAUACCAUCAAGCUUUAGUAAACAGAGGUUUGUGGGAUACGAUCAGACGGAUAUACCACAAUUAGAGGCUCCUGAUUGGUAUAGCCUUUCUCUGGUCUGGCAUUGAGUUUGCUGCUUCCUUUCUUGGUCAUCUGAAGCACCUGCAGAACUAUUAUUUUAUUAUAUAAGUAACAAUAUGGAGAGCAUAUCAGACAUAGUGUAUCCCUUUAAAGUCCAAACUCUUUAAACUUAUUUAGAGAACAAAUUAAGGUUUUUGUUUCAUUGCUCCCUGAUGCAAAGGAAGUAUUAGAAUUAUGAAUUCGGAACGCAUAUUUAAAGUUUGUAGCGACAGGUUUGGCAGUACAUGAAGCCAUAGUGUCACCUUCAUGUGGAAGAUUGCCCUACUUUGGGGUAGUGUUCUCAAGUAGGCCCAUCCAAUCACUCGGAAAAGGAGGGAGGAGUGUGUUGCAGGGCAGGCAUUACUUUAGUAUAACACCCAAUCAUGGCGGCACUUGCACACUGGGAAAGAGUUGAGUAUUUACUCACUUUCUCCAAAAUUAAAGGAACAUUAUAGGGUCAGGAACAAUCAGCACCUCCUCAUAGAUAUGAAUUGAAUCAAUGCAUCUCUAUGAGGAAAAUUCAGCAUGGAGUCGCUGAACGGUAGUGAUGCCUACUGUGUAGCACUGCCCCAGGAACCGUCUCUAGUAGCCAUCUGAGUAGGGGCCAGUGGAGGUGUCCCUAGCGGGCAAUGUAAACACUGCAUUUUCUCUGAAAAGGCAGUGUUUGCAAGAAAAUGCCUGAAGGGACUGAUUAUACUCACCAGAACUACAACAUUAAAGGACCACUCUAGGCACCCAGACCACUUUAGCUUAAUGAGGUGGUCUGGGUGCCAGGUCCAGCUAGGGUUAACCCAUUUUUUUUAUAAACAUAGUUUCAGAGAAACUGCUAUGUUUGUAAAUGGGUUAAUCCUUCCUCCAAUUCCUCUAGUGGCUGUCUCAUUGACAGCCGCUAGAGGCGCUUGCGUGAUUCUCACUGUGAAAAUCACAGUGAGAGCACGCAAGCGUCCAUAGGAAAGCAUUGUAAAUGCUUUCCUGUAAGACCGGCUGCGCGCGCAGCUCUUGCCGCGCGUGCGCAUUCAUCCGAAUGGGAGGAGAAGAGGAGGAUUGGAGGAGGAGAGUACCUCAGGGCACUUAUAGUGCCAGGAAAACGAGUAUGUUCUCCUGGCAUUAUAGUGGUCGUUUAAGCUGCAGUUGUUCUGGUGACUAUAGUGCCCCUUUAAUUAUAUAAUUGAUCUUUAUUCAUUGCUUUAGAAGCUGUUAUCCUUUUAAGAUACCAUCAUCAUGGGUUCACUUUAAAUCAUUCCAAAGUCAAUAAAAGAAGUACCAGUAAGUCAGCUAUAACUCUGGUUGUAUUUAAAGACUAACAGUCUAAAUUGUUUGGGGGUUUUUUUGUGUGUUUUUUCCCUUCCUUUUUCUAGUGUGUUUGUAUCUUAAUUGUGAUUGUUCAAGUGAAAUGUUUGAACUUUGUCAUGUGAUGUUUGUUUUAUUUACCCAGUGCAUAUGACAUUUUAGCAAUUUGAAUGGAAUAAGACGUUUAUGCAACUCGGGGUAAUCAUUCCAUUUCCUGGGGAGAGGUUUAAGAAUUAUACAACUAAAGUCUCUGAACAUAAUUAUUUAGGUCACACAACAAAUUAUUUGAUUGCUUGAAGGUGAUUGAGUAGAACAGCUUCAGGUUUAAGAAAUUAUUUCAUUAAUUUUGUUGUAAAAUAUUUCAGACCUAGUUAAUUUCGGGUCAAGUGCAUGAAUCAAUGUCUUUGUAACGUGUGCAGCCUUAAGAAUUUUAGGAAUUUCCUUUUUUACUAGGAAAUGUGGUGUAUUACUAACAGAAAGCGAAAGACCAGAAGUAAAGCAGUCGGUUAUAAAAGUAAUGCAAAAUCACCCAGUGGUCAAACACGCUCUGUCUUAAACAGGAACUGUCACUUCCCAGGAUUUGAGAACAUAUUGGCAAAUAUGUUUUGUGAGGUUUGUAAAGUAAAAUGUAAAAAUACACACAUCUGUCUUGCAACUGGGUGCCACCAUAUUGGCUCCUUGUCAAUCAUCUUUAUAAUUUACUUAGAAAUCUUUUUUCUUUGUUCAUCUUUAUAAAUGUUGUCAUUUUCUGCCAGAUAUAAUGAAAAGAGAAGAAACCAAAACAUUUUCUCAUCUCAUUCUUAUUUGCAUGCUGUGCCUGGACUGGAUUGUGGUUUCAUUUCCUAAAGGUACACUAUAGGCACUCCGACCACUUUAGCUCAUGGAAGUGUUCUGGGUGCUUUGGCUCUGUCCUCCUUCGUCCUGCCAUGUAAAUAAUUGCAGUUUUAGAGAAACUGCAAUAAAUGCAUUGCAGGACUAAAACUGCAUUUAGUGGCUGUCAAUUAGGCAACCUCUAAAGGCACAUCCUGGUGGCUAACCAACUCUUGGUCGCUUGAUGCUGGAUGUCCUCACACCUAAUGGGCAUUAGUAUCCCCUUUAAUUAGAAUCUGUAAUAUAACCUUUAAAAGAGAGCUGAGCAACACAUGAAAACAUUUAUUCAACCACCAUGACCACUUCUGCUUUUUUAAGUGGUCAUGGUGCUAGGUGUCUGGAUGUGCAGUGUUUCAGCUUAAAACACUGCAGAUCCAGAGUUAUUUGUGUUCUGGGUAAUAGUUACACAGUUGGCACAUUUGACUUAGGCAGCCCAGAACUCUGUUCAGACUGCCUAAUGUCAGUUCUGCACGCUGGAGGCAGAUGUUCCCUGCUUCUGCCUCCCCUCCCUCCGUGUCUGCAGUUAUUAUUCCAUUUUCAAUUAUCAUUUUUUUCACUCACCCUUUAUUUUUCUCUGUUCUUAAUUUCCUCUCACUCCCUUCGCAUGCGCUCUUAGUCAGUUAAAUGUUCCAGUCAAAUACUUCUCUACAAGAAGCCUUUGAUUGGACCUUCAUGCGGCUCCUGUGAUGUCUCAAGGGAGUGUGCCAAGCAGUUUGUUGGAUUUGUGCUUGAUGUUUUCCUUAAAUAAUUUUUAAUUUUGAUCCAGUUUCCAAAUGUUUGUAUCUGUAAAAAAAUUAAAAACUACAGUGGUCUCAUAAGGUAAUGACAAAUGAGUAUUUUAAACAGAAAAAUGGCAUCCACGCUAAUUUUGAUUUACUUAGCAGUGAGACACAUUAGGGUAAUAGGUUAAAUCAUUACAUACAAACUUAAUUGUUGCUCUAAAUUGGGUUUGCUUCUUUUUUUCUUUCUUGUGACUACUUUUUCUUUUCUCAUUUUAGGAUACUCAACCCCUCUGGGUGGUAUGUUGAUCAAACAUCGGGUGAGACGGUGUCUGGCGCAAGAGGGAUUACUCUAAAACGGGGCACCCUCAACAUGGGCCAGUGUGUCACCAAGUGCAAGAACCCAUCCUCGACACUAGGCAGUAAAAAUGGUGAGAGGGAAUCCAGCAAGCAACCUAAAAGAAGUUCAAGCCACAAGGAGGAACACUCGGUUAGUGGGAAGGCAGCUGGAGACAUUCUUGUCAACGGAACAAAGAAAACAGAUGCCACAGUAGAAGGAAGCCAACAACAAGCACCUUCUGGUGACACCAAGAAAAAAGAGACUGGCAUGGGGGUGGAGAUGUCAUCUGUGCAGCGAAUCGAAGAAUUGUUUAAGAGAUACAAGGAUGAACGAGAAGAUGUCAUAUUAGAAGAAGGCAUGGAAAGAUUUUGCAAUGAUCUGUGUGUGGAUCCUACAGAAUUUAAAGUGUUAGUUCUGGCUUGGAAGUUUCAGGCCGCCACUAUGUGCAAGUUUACCAGGUCAGUCUUCCUACUGGUGGUUUCUGUCUGCGUUGUCACAGUAUUAUAUCCAGGUUUUCCCUCUUUAGUGGGCAACAUGGCAUCUGCCUAAAGAACCAUCAUCAAAUGGCAUUUUCCUCAACUUUGUUCCUCAUCAACUAGGAAUAAUAGCUAGUGUAAGGGAUGGGGCAGAGGUUUAGUUUGGGGGAAGGGGAGAAAAGAAUAAACGGCUACUCUGAUCAUCAUAUCCACUUCGGGCCUCUGUAGUGGUUAUGAUGCCAGAGGUAGCCUGGCCCGGUUUUCUGGUAAUGGGGCAAACCGUUUAGCACCGGUUUGCCCCCUUACCUGGCUCCCUGUCGGGCUCCGAGACUCCCUGGUGGUAUGGUGAUGUGCUUCUGGUUCUGCAAAACCCUGGUAUUGCCAUUCAUAGACUGAGAGCUUCAGCUGACCGCUCUCAGCCAGUCACUGACAUUCUGUGCAAUGAAAGUGGCACACAAUUGACAUUAACCAGGGUUAAACACUGCAUGUGCAGCAUUUUAUAACAAAACAAUGCACAUACAGACUCCAGGCACUAUGACCACUUCAAAUCCCUGAAAUAGUGAUGGUCCUUAAAGUAACCCUUUAAAGGAACUCUCAAUUUUUUUCAUUUUUUCCCUCCAAUGCUUAACUUGCUUGUAUUAUUUCCUCCAUGUUUGGCUGUGUGUUGCUUUUGCCAGCACUAUCCUGUUCCCCUAUUUUUCUGCACAGGCUAAAGAUUGAAAAGCCUGUUUGCUGAAGCCGAGCUUUCCAUUGCUUUUCAGUGCGCUGUUGUACAGUUAUAAAAGUACUGAUAGAUAUUGAAAUCAGCACUUUUAUACAUUGUUGAAAAUGUUUCAGCAAGGCUUUGUCACUUCGACACUGACGCAUAUAGAAGGCUUAUAAAUAAACUGCAAUCUUUAAGUUUGUAUUCCAAUAUUGUUGAACCGGUAAGGCAGUGACUGAGUCACAGGCAACCGAGGGUUGUAGUCAGUGGAGUAUAUUCAAAGCAUGGGCUUAUCAGUGGGGUACCUCAGGGAUCUGUACUUGGACCCAUCCUCUUUAACAUUUUUAUUAAUGAUAUUGCAGAAAUUUAAUUCAAAUAUAUGUAACAGGGUUGAUGUUCCAGGAGGUACAAGCCAAAUGGUAAAUGAUUUAGGUAAACUAGAAAAAUGGUCAGAGUUGUGGCAACUGACAUUUAAUGUCCGAUAACUGACGUUGCAUUAACAGACGUUUAAUGCAAGAUAAUGCAUCUUGGAUGUAAAAACCCAAGGGCAGAGUACAGAAUAUUUGAUCGAGUCCUAACCUCAACAUCUGAGGAAAGUGAUUUAGGGGUGAUUAUUUCUGAUGACUUAAAGGUAGGCAGACAAUGUAAUAGAGCAGCAGGAAAUGCUAGCAGAAUGCUUGGUUGUUUAGGGAGAGGUAUUAGGAGUAGAAAGAGGGAAGUGCUCAUGCCAUUGUACAGAACACUGGUGAGACCUCACUUGGAGUAUUGUGCACAGUACUGGAGACCGUAUCUCCAUAAGGAUAUUAAUACUUUUGAGAAAGUUCAGAGAAGGGCCUCUGAACGGGUUCAUGAAUUGCAGGAUAAAACUUAAAAGGAAAGGUUAAAGGAACUUAACAUGUAUAGCUUGGAGGAAAGACGAGACAGGGGGAUAUGAUAGAAACAUUUAAAUACAUAAAAGGAAUCAACACAGUAAAGGAGGAAACUAUAUUUAAAUGAAGAAAUUCUACCACAACAAGGAGGACACAGUCUUAAAUUAGAGGGACAAAGGCUUAAAAAUAACAUCAGGAAGUAGUAUUUUACUGAGAGGGUAGUGGAUGAAUGGAAUAGCUUUCCAGCUGAAGUGGUAGAGGUUAACACAGUAAAGGAGUUUAAGCAUGCGUGGGAUAGGCAUAAUGCUAUCCUAACUAUAAGAUAAGGCCGGGGACUAAUGAAAAUUGGGCAGACUAGAUGGGCCAAAUAGUUCUUAUCUGCCGUCACAUUCUAUGUUUCUAUGGGUCCCCAUAUAUAUGAUUAUUCAAUUACUGAUCAGGUGCGGUACGUCCUUCAAGUGAUCGUGAGUACAUGGAUAAUGUUUAUUAUUAUUUCUACUUUUUCUACUUUUCUGCUCAAAUUGUAAUUCUUCAGAGGCAUAUUUCACAUUAAAGCACAGCCUGGAGCAGUGUACAUUAUCUAUUUCAGCAAAAUGUUUCGUGUUAUCAAUAUGGUGGAUUUAGGAAUUAUCCCCUUAGCCUUUCUUAACAUACCGUUCUAUAGCUUUAAUGUUCAGAAACAAGAAUGUUGUAAAACUAUACUGUGUGUAUUUUCAUUUGUGAGUUGCUACUGUAUGUCUCUUACCUUGAAAUGCAAAAUCCUUUUUUUUUUUUUCUUUUCUUAAAUGUUUGGCAGCCAUUCUGGAAGUGGCAUACUAAAUACCAAAGGUGCAAAAGUGCAUCAGACCAAAAAAAUCCUAUUUGGCUCUGCAAGGUGGCAAGAAACCUUCAGUUAUAUGGAAUGCAUGUGUUCCUACAAUAAGCUAAUGUUCUCAGCCUAAGAGUUGAGUCCUCCACUGCAGCGCUUAGCUCAAGUAAGCGAACGCAGGGCUUGACACAUUUGUUUGGAAUCUAGGAGCCUGCUAAAAAAAUUAGGAGUUAGUGUUUUUAAAACUAGCAAAAUUUAAUUGAGUAGAAAUAUACAGUUCCUAAAGGGAUAGUAUAGUCACCAGAAGCACUACAGCUUAAUGUAGUUACUCUGGUGCCUAUGGACUGUCCCUGUAGCCUUUUCAAUGUAAACGUUGCCUUUUCAGAGAAAAGGUAGUGUUUACAUUGCUGCCUAGUAACACCUCUAGUGACAGUCACUCAGACAACCACUAGAGAGUCCUGUGUCCGUGCUGCACAGUGUGCAGCACAUUUGUCCAGUGUCUCCAUGCUCUGCAUGGAGCUGCUGAAUGUUACCCAUAGAGUUACCCAUAGAGCUAAUCCAGGACUUAGGGUCUACCCUGUUGUGUCUAAGGUGGUUUUAGAAAAAAAAAAAAAAAACCUUGGACACAACUGGGUAAUCUCUAAAUGCUGGAGUGUUAGGGGGCACUUGAAUACUGGGUUAGGAACCACUGGUAUAGGGAAUCAAAAAAAUUCCCCUCUCUGUCUUAUUAGAGAUUGUGCCUUUUUGCCUCAAAGCAGCAAGGUGAAUUGUUGGUGUAGGACUUGCUAAAGAGGUUUUGCCUUGAUGUGGCAGGUGAACUUACAAUCUAAUGGCCAUUGGAGUGAUACUAAAAACCUCCAGUUAACUAAAUGUGCAUUUGGAUUUUGGAACGUGUGCAGGUAACAAAAAAAAAAUGCUACUGGGUCUUGUACUCAUUUUUUACUGCUGAAGAUGUAUCACGCUGGUCGGUGCAUUUCCAUUUGGUAAAUACAGUACUAUUCACAAUUUUUUCUUUUUUUUUUCUUUUCCAGGAAGGAGUUUUUCGAUGGCUGCAAAGCCAUCAAUGCAGAUAGCAUUGAGGGGAUUUGUAACAGGUUCCCUAGCCUGCUAAAUGACGCUAAACAGGAGGACAAAUUUAAGGAUCUAUACCGCUUCACCUUUCAGUUUGGCCUGGACUCCGAAGAAGGUCAGAGGUCUCUUCACCGGGAAAUAGCCAUCGCCCUGUGGAGACUAGUGUUCACUCAAAACAAACCCCUCAUUUUGGACCAGUGGUUAGAUUUCCUAAUCGAGAACCCCUCAGGAAUCAAGGGAAUCUCCCGGGACACAUGGAACAUGUUCCUAAACUUUACUCAGGUGAUUGGACCAGACCUUAGCAAUUACAGUGAAGAUGAGGCCUGGCCUAGUCUCUUCGACACCUUUGUGGAAUGGGAAAUCGAAAACCGGAGAAAGGAGAAGGAAACCAAAUGUAUUACAUUUUCAGGCACAGACGAUCUGAGUAUAGACAAACAAACUUAGCAACUUGCAAACCGCAAAAAAAAAAAAAAAAAAUGCAUUCUGGCCACCUUCAUUAAAUGUAAACUCUGAACCUUUUCUGGAAAUUUAAUGAAGAACUCAUAAUUUUUUUUUUCUUUGUUUUCUUAAUACACCUUUUUCUGCCUUCUAUUUGAAAGGGCUCUAAAUGCUGAUAACAUAUUUCAGGCACUUUCUUACCAUUUGGUUGGUUCUUUCUAACUAUAUUAUAUUUGUUUUUUAAAAUAUGGAAUUCCUCUUAAGGUGCCAGAAAGUGUUUUCAUCUUUAUAUUUCAGGUUUGCCUGGCACUAACAAACACAACAAGGCGCUUGGAAUGGGGGGGAGGGGUCUGGGUUUAAUGACCCACGGGAGAAUUUUAUUUAAUUUAACCUUGUUGAUGUCAUUGGAAUUUGCAAAGCAAUGCAUUGUGGGACCUCUGGGUAAAAAGUAGCGAUGACCCGGCUCCUUAACACAUCAUGUGCCCUCUUUAAAUUUUACCUUUUUUAUGUUAAAUUAUUCACGGCUGGAGAUUUUCAUUAAUACGCUAGUCUUUGACAACUAGAAAGAGUAUAAAGUUCCAUCGUUGUGUAACUUUUCUUCCACUCUUAUUUACUGACCUUUGUUCCCCGACUAAUGAACCUUUUGUGAGAUUUUUCCAGCCUUGAACCCCCUUUGGUGCCAAAGGGGCUUGCAACAAAACUGUAUGUCUGUCUAUCUGGCAUGUAAAGGUUUUAAAAUAUGCAGCCCUUAAUGAGUGAGCCAGGGUCAUGUUUUUUUAUCCUGUGUUUCAGGGUAGUUCCUUACUGUGUGUAGUGCUGUUUACAUUGUUGGGUUUUAAGAUUUGUAAUCGUUCAGUGGGGUUCAGAAGGGAACUCGUUUUUUCAGACGUUAUAUCAGAGCAUUAAAUGUAUAUAUGUGCAUUUAGUUACAACGUGCAAGACUCCUGCAAAAAGAAAAGGAAAAAAACCCUUGUUAAAAAAAAAAAAAAAUAAUCACGCUUUUCAAGUAAACCUGUAAAAUAAUAUACCUUAUCCUAUUUGUGUAAUGGAAAUGAAGAACAACUGUCCCAGUUUAUAUUUUAUUUUUGUACCCUUGAAUCUUUCUGUGUACUUUUUCUUUUUCUUAAUUAAUUUAAAUCCCACAAAUACGGAACACAAAAGAAAACUAGCUUAUUGGAAUGUGUUUCAACAGGACCAGCUAAUUUAACACAGGUUGUGUUACCUUUUACUUGCUAAACAACAGAUAAAUUGUAGUUUGUGUGGCUUAAAAAGAAAAAGAAAAAAAAUUAUAUUUCUGCUUAACCCCUUCAGGACAGAUGAUAUGUCUUAAUUCACAUUAAGAAGGGGUUUGCAUAACCCUGGCCCUAAGGGGUUAAAUAAUUCUGUACUGUCGUUAUAUGAAGACACUAAAAGGCAUAGCAAACUGUCACUGCAAUGUUACCCCAUUUUAUUUGAUUUUGCUAAGCCACUUUGUACUGUAAUGGACCAGGAGUAAGGCAAAUAAAUAUUCCAUAUUGUUAAUUUCCUAGUCCGGCGGGGGGGGAUAUAUAUAGAUAGAUAUAUAUAUAAAAUUUGUUUUAGUUAAAGCAUUCAUUCAUUCAUUUAUACCCAAGUCCUUUGUACCAAGCUAAUUAACUGAGCAAGCUAAGUGCUGUUGGACUGCAACUCAUUCUAAUCUUUCAGCCACUUGGCUUGGGCAGAUAGGAGUAGUUGUCAAACAGACAAAGGAUUGUAGGUGUAUUUAUUUAAUUAUUUUUUUAUUUUUAUUUUUUACUUUUUGUUAUUCUUUGAUUUCUUUCAAACACAUCAACAAAUUCCUAAAAAGCAGCACUACCUCAGUUUUCUGGUUUUAUUUUCCUUGUUCCCAUUGGUCAGGAGAUAGGACUAAAAAAAAAAAAACCCCGUAAUUCUCAGGGCUAAUGAAGAUUUAGGAGAACUACUUAGGAUUGGAAAAAAACCUCUACAUCAAAUUGACUUGAAAGAAAACUGUGGCAUCAAACACUGCUUUUGAUUUCUGACUUGUAUCCUAUACAAUAAAACAGAAUGGUUUAAAAUCAUUUUACUAAUGCACCCAAGUUUGGAGGAAUUAUUAAGGUGUUCCUUUCCAAAUCAAAUUAUUUAUUUUUUUCCCAACUCCGUCCGCACCCUUACAAUACACAGCAAAUGUUUAAUUUAUCUCUGUUUAUAU